AUGUGUGCGCCAAAUUUAGUUCCGAUCGGUUUAACCGGAAAUGAGAAUUCGUCAAAUACGGAACGUAUUAAGGAAUUGGAGGCACAGCUGUUCGAGCAAUCUGAGUUACUCGAUAACAAGGAAUCACAACUAAAAUCGUACAAAACGGAGUUGCUAUCGCUCAGCGAGCGAUUUAACAAACUCUCCCAAAUCGAAAACGACCAAGUGGCCACCGAAAUGACCUCGAUACACUUCGAAGAACAGCUCGAUAAUUUAGAAUUGGAAAAGAAGGCUCUGAUCGAAAAGAACGACCUAAUCAUGUUGGAAAAGGAGUCGCUUUUGGAGAAAUUGGAGAACCUGGCGACGGAGAAGCAGGAGAUCGCGAGCAAAUUGGAUAGCUACAUGCAGGAGAAUAUGGACCUCAUUGACAAGUUGGAAAAGUUGAGCGCCGAGAAGGUGUCGUCGGCCGAAAGUAUCGAAAUGGUUGAAAAUCUCACGCAGCAGGAGAAGUUAGAGUUGGAGGCCUACCAGCAAAGUUUGGAGUUAAAUUCGGGCGGCGCUAUCGAAACCUUAGAUCCGAAUCCUGAGCUGAAUGAGAGUGUUAAUCAACUUACGGAGGAGACUUGCGACUUGCUUAGGAAAAUUGAGCUGUUUACUGAGGAGAGAAAGGAGGUUAUGGAAAAGAUGGAAACGCUAGCCACCGAAAACAGCCAGUUAAAUAUGAAAGUGCAAGAAAUUGAGAACAACCGAGAUAUUCUGUCUGAGACCUACGAGCAAUUACAAAAUGAGAAGGAGAGCGUCGAGCAGGAGAGAAAUACCCUGAAGCUUUUAGAACAGGAAUUAAAUAACGAAAUUGCCCAACUGAAAAAGGAGAACGAAAUGCUCAAGCAUGAAAUCAAAAGUGGAAGCGAGAACGAACAAGUGAUGUCAUUCGAAACCGUAAUGCCAUUAGAUGACACGAAGGACGCCGAAUUACAGAAACAAAUCGACGAGUCCAGAAGCCUGGUAGAGCUGCAAAAGAGUGAGAUAAAGGAGUUGAAAGCAGAACUGCUGUCGUACAAAGACUUACCGGUGGCGAAUAGGGAGCUGCACGAAAAAAUAACAACUUUAGAAGAGCAAUACGCGGCUCUCAAAUCCGAAAACGACAACCUAAGCAAAACAAUCAAGGAGACUUCGGAAGUGGUCCAAGAGAAGCAUGUAAUGGAAACGGAACUGACGACGGUUCGCAGUCGAAUCGCCGAAUACGACGCGAAACUACGCGAAAACCUUGACGAACUAGAGAACUACAAAGCGAUAAUCGAAGAAAAUCGAGAGGAGCUCAUUUCGAGCUCGAACGUCAUCGCCGAUUUGCAAGAGAAAGUGCAGGAAAAGCAGUCCGAAAUUGGUCAUUAUCAGAACGAGGUGUCACAUUUAAAUUCCGUGAUCGCGGAAUUAAACAGUGCGCUCUCCCACUUGGACUCGGAGAAUCGAAAGAAUAACGAGUACGUCGACACGAUCGAGGCGAUGUCCGGACAGCUUCAGGAGCUCAAGGCGCUCCUCAACGAGAACAUCAAUCAGAUCGAGGUUUACGAGCGGGAGCUGCAGCAGAAUUCCGUUACGAUCGGCAAGCUGAACACUCAGCUGAAGGAGUUGGGCGAGAGACUGCUGGAUAUGGAGCACGAGUUGGCGUGUAAGGAUGACGAAAUAAGCAAACUGAAUAAGGAGAGGGAUAACAAGGAGGUGAUGAUCGUGAAUUUGCAAGAUCAGUUGAGGCAGAAGGAGGAACGGUUUAGGGAGGUUUGCGAGUCGUUAAACGCCAAGUAUCUUACGCUGCAGAGUCAAAUUGAGCAGAAUGCUGGGUCGUUGAGUAACAUAAAGGAUCCAUUAUCAAAAAUAGAAGCCUUAGAAACAAAGAACAAGGAACAACUUGAGAAAAUGAAAAAAAUAGCGGCAAAUUUAAAAAAGAAAACUACCGCCUACUCCGAAUUAGAACUGAAAUGCAAGGAUCUGACCCAAACACUCGAAACGCGAGAGAAAGAGAAACAGUUUUUGCAAGAGAGUAUUGACAACCACGAGGACGAGAUUAAAUCGCAGAUGCAGCAGCUACAAAAUCUGGAGGAAAAAAUGGCCGCCAUCGAAACUUUACUAACGCAAAAAUCGAACGAACUGGACGAGCGCAGUCGCGAAAUAACGACCUUGAAGCAGAACUUCGAGGAAUUGCAGCACGCGAAUCGAGACUUCGAGUCUCAGCUGAAUGCGUUGAGAACAGAAACCGAAAUGCAACAUUCGAACGAGAGCAACUUUUUCAACAUCGAAAUCAACGAAAAGAACCAGAUCAUUGAAAAUCUAAAUCGCCUGCUGGAGAGCACGCAGUACCAGGCCGAGACGAACACGAACGCCCUUCAGGCGAAGAUAACCGAAAUGGACAUGGUGGUCGAGAAUCAGGAGACGGAAAUCUCCAAGUUUAAGGAGAAAAUAAAUAAGCUCGAAGAGUUCAUAUCGACGAUCGAAGAACGACGACUCUCGCUCGAGAAGCAAACCGUCGAGUUAAACGCCCAGUUGCUGGAGAAGUCCAACAGUUACGAGGAAAUUUCGCAAGCCGAAGACGUUCUGGAGCGACGACUUGAGGCGCUAACCGCCCACGAUGAGCAGGUGCAGCGACGACUGCACACCGCGGUUGUCGAAAACCAGGAGUUGACGGAACAGAAUCAACGUUUAAUGGAAGAAAAUGACGAACUUAAGCAUCAUCUCAGCGCGGCGACCGAGAAGAACCUUCAAUCCUCGUCGGAUCAAGAGACUUUGGCAAGUUUACAGGGUGAGCUUUCGCACCUUAACGAAGUUAUUGGCCGACUCGAUAACGAAAACAAACAUCUACACGAGAACUACGAACGGAAACUUGGCGAGAAGGCGGCCGACAUAGAGACGUUAGAAUUCGAACAGCAGAAUCAAGUUGAGCAAAUCGCGCUGGAACGCAAGAGAUUGAUCGCGCAGUGCGAGCAAAAAGAAGACGAACUGAGGGAGUACGUCGAGAAGCAAUCGUUAUAUAUUGAAGAUAUUAUGAAUUACAAGCAAAAGCUGGAUCAGCAGCAGAGCGAUUUUGAGGAACAGAUGAAAGUGUUUGAGAAACUGAGCGACGAACAUAGAAAGAACCUAACGGUCUUGGAAGAUCUCGAUUCGGAGUAUCGAGAGUUGAAAGUUAAAAAUGUGGAGUUUGCGGAUUUAGUUAGGUUGAGGGACGAGGAGGUGCACAAGUUGACCCGUGAAAUGAACGAGCUGAGAAGUCAACUGCAACAGCACAUGGAAAUUAAUUCCGAUCUUGCACAGCAGAAUUCGAGUUUGACUGAUCGAAUUCAAGGGUUGGAGCAGAAACGUGAAGGUAAGUUGUCUCAAAUUAUUCCGUUUUUGAGGACGCUACGCAAUUCGAAAAUAGUAGAACGUGUUGUUUUCUAUUGCCUAGUUGACCUUUGCGGUUAG
Messenger RNA from Photinus pyralis (common eastern firefly), 3432 nucleotides. Its product is annotated as COP1-interactive protein 1-like. The coding region runs from base 1 to 3432 and encodes 1143 amino acids. NCBI's taxonomy places the organism in Eukaryota, Metazoa, Arthropoda, Insecta, Coleoptera, Lampyridae. The transcript is spliced from 4 exons. The record is from RefSeq and is a predicted model, not a curated record.